This is a messenger RNA of Saccostrea echinata, 1215 nucleotides long. Its product is annotated as toll-like receptor 2. The transcript has 4 exons. Gene Ontology annotation, molecular function: transmembrane signaling receptor activity. Gene Ontology annotation, cellular component: membrane. Lineage: Eukaryota; Metazoa; Mollusca; Bivalvia; Ostreida; Ostreidae. The coding region runs from base 1 to 1215 and encodes 404 amino acids. Gene Ontology annotation, biological process: immune response; inflammatory response; toll-like receptor signaling pathway. The record is from RefSeq and is a predicted model, not a curated record.
AUGAUCAAUGUCAAGGUCUCCGACACCCCCAAAGAUGUCGUUGUUACCUCUAGGACUAGGCGGAUUGGCCAACACUCAGUCCAGUCAGUAAAAUUUGGCCAGCCAUUACUGGUGAAUGAGAGUCUGGACGAAAAUUAUGAAACGUGUCAUGAAGAGCUGGAGGAAACACAAGAUGAAUCACUCUUGUCAGUGGAUGAGCUCGGUCAUGAACUGAAUUCAUCUAUUGACAGGGAUGUCAAGGAAAUACUAGCAAAUGUAGCUAGCCUGGUGACCCUUAUCCAUAUAAAAUCAAAGAAAUUCACUGCUGUAGUAGAUACUGCUGCUCAAGUAUCUGUGAUGAACCUUCAACGCGCAAGAGAAUUAGGACUUGACAUUGACGACAGCCAACCAGCCCCAGCAGAGGAACUGGAUCUGCCUGAUCACUUCUGUGAUUCACAUGUUGUACAUCUUGGCUUAAGUGGCAAUCCUUUCUACUGUACAUGCGAUCUUGUAUGGUUUCGAGGCUGGAUACACAAAAAUUCUCAAAAGCUCGUGGAGUGGCCUUCCAAUUACACCUGUAGUCUUCCCAAGGAAUGGGUGGAUAAAAGUUUAGUGGAUUUCCAUUUAGAUUUUUCAUUUUGCCAUCCGCCCAAUCCGUACAUCAUUGUGGCAAUUUCUGUAUCAAUUGUCCUGCUGCUGACCGUCAUUAUAUCUAGUGUAUUGUAUCAGAAACGAUGGCAAAUCAAGUAUCAUCUGUAUCUUCUACGCGCAAAGAGAAGAGGAUAUGAUAGUAUAGGACACAGUGAAUUUGUGUACGAUAUUUUUGUUGCAUAUAACCAUGCAGACAGUAUAUGGUUUAUUUCAGAAUUGAUACCACGGCUAGAAAAACAAGAAAAGCUGAAACUCUGCUUACAUGAGAGAGAUUUUGAAAUCGGCAAGCUCAUUGUGGACAAUAUCAUAGAUACAGUACAUAACAGCCGAAAAGUUUUAAUCAUCCUGUCCAACGCAUUUGCCCGAAGUCAGUGGUGUCAGUUUGAAUCCACCUUGGCGCAGUCACGAUCUAUGAAUAAUGGGGAACGUUCUGUGAUCGUAAUAGUAAAAGAAAGUAUUAACAUUAAAAAUAUGAAUAAGUCCUUAGACGCACUUCUUAAAACUACAACCUUCAUAGAGUGGCCAAAUGACAAGACUGCAAAAGAUAUGUUCUGGAACAGAGUUGUGUCUGCUGUUAAAUCUUAG